AUGGAGUCGGCGGCGGGCGGCAGGAACUCGUCGGGCUCGGCCAGCGCCAACGGCACGGUGAGCGGCGGCGGCGGGGCCGGCGCGGCCGGCGGGGAGGCGCAGGGCGGGAGCGCCAUCCUCAUCUCCUUCAUCUACUCGGUGGUGUGCCUGGUGGGGCUGUGCGGCAACUCCAUGGUCAUCUACGUGAUCCUGCGCUACGCCAAGAUGAAGACGGCCACCAACAUCUACAUCCUCAACUUGGCCAUCGCCGACGAGCUGCUGAUGCUCAGCGUGCCCUUCCUGGUCACCUCCACGCUGCUCCACCACUGGCCCUUCGGCUCGCUCCUCUGCCGGCUGGUGCUGAGCGUGGACGCCGUCAACAUGUUCACCAGCAUCUACUGCCUGACGGUGCUCAGCGUGGACCGCUACAUCGCCGUGGUGCACCCCAUCAAGGCGUCGCGCUACCGCCGGCCCACCGUGGCCAAGAUGGUCAACCUGGCCGUCUGGGGGCUGGCCAUCCUCAUCAUCCUGCCCAUCAUCAUCUUCUCCCGGACCGAGAGCAACACCGACGGCACGAUGGCCUGCAACAUGAUGAUGCCCGAGCCCAAGCAGAAGUGGCUGGUGGUCUUCGUGGUCUACACCUUCCUCAUGGGCUUCCUGCUGCCCGUAGUGGCCAUCAGCCUCUGCUACAUCCUCAUCAUCGCCAAGAUGCGCAUGGUGGCGCUCAAGGCCGGCUGGCAGCAGCGCAAGCGCUCGGAGAGGAAGAUCACCCUCAUGGUCAUGAUGGUGGUCAUGGUCUUCGUCAUCUGCUGGAUGCCUUUCUACAUCGUGCAGCUGGUCAACCUCUUCGUCGAGCCCGACGACGCCACCAUCAGCCAGCUCUCGGUCAUCCUGGGCUACGCCAACAGCUGCGCCAACCCCAUCCUCUACGGCUUCCUCUCGGACAACUUCAAGCGCUCCUUCCAGCGGCUGCUGUGCCUCAGCUGGAUGGACAACGCCACCGAGGAGCCCAUCGACUACUACGCCACCGCCCUCAAGAGCAGGGCCUACAGCGUCGAGGACUUCCCCGCCGACAACUUCGGCGAGUCGGGCGGCGUGUACCGGAACGGGACGUGCACCUCCAGGAUUACCACCCUCUGAGGGGGGCUCCGCUCUCCCGGCCGCGGCGGGAGGGAGCGGAUCUGGCGGGCAGGGAGGGGCGGCGAAGAGGAUGAGGGGGCGCCUCGCCAGGGGCCCCGUGGGGCAGGGGGACUGCGCCUCUUCCCGCCCCUCCCCUCGGACUGGCAGGCGUCCGGAGCCCGGCCCAGAGGAGGCCUGCAGCCGGGCGCUCAGUGCUGCCCUUCGGCUCCCGGCCCGCGACUGUGUGGGGCGGUGGGCGGGGGUCUUUCUUUAGCUGCUUCUCCUGAGUUGCCCGCCUCGCUUGCGUGUCGCCUGGCUGCCCAUCGGGCUUGGUGUCGACUUCGAGGGAAAGAAACGGGCGCCGUCGGUGGCUUUGCUCCUCUCGCCCCAUAAAAAAAAACUAGCGACCGAGGGAGCCGGGCGGUCUUUCUUUUCUAUCCACCGGUGCUUUCUUUCUUAAAAAGAAAGGCGCCGGGGCUCUGCAAACUCCCUCUAGCUUAGCCCCACAAUCACCGUUUCUCGGAGCCCAGGUUGGAAAGCACUCUGAACAUGCUUAGAGCCGCUCUUGUUUUCUUUUCAUUUAAUGACUUCACAUGGGAUAGCGAAGGAGAGUACUCCUUUCUGGUUCAUUGCGUCGCGCCUCCCAGUCUUGGAACUCGGCUUCUCCCCCCCCCCCCAAAAAAAAGAAAGAAAGCUGAGACACUCAAAGUCAACAGCUUCCCGUUGCUGGCGAGCAACAUCUCUGGGGCAGAUUGUGCCUCUGUCUCGAAACAGCCCCAGAAAAAACGGGAGCUAAAUCCUGGGUCACUUUCACCGGGGGGGGGGGGGGCGGGGAGCGCAGUCCUAUUCUCCUCUCCCUCCACUACGAAUUGCUGUUUGGCAUUCAGCGGCGCUCAAGGGGAAGUAGCAAUCCAUUUGGAAAGGGAAAGGGACCCGGUCUGCUAAAAAGGCAGGCGAUUAUUUCAUUAUCUCGCGGCAACAGCAGGCUGCUGAUAAGAGCCAGAUAAAUAACCUCCCCCCUCCCUCCCCGCCGUCCUCGCUGACUGUCAAGCGCUGGGCACGGGGCUCCGAGGAAUGUUUGAUCUGGGAAACGUUUGGCUUCGCCCUGUGGGUACACACAAUAAAGGUGUGCAAAUAAAGCCCUUUCAAGAACUGCCAGGCGGCUGGCCUGGGUUGUGUGUGAGAUACAAGAGUCAGAGAGGAAGGGACUGCUACUGCUGUGUUUUCCCUUUCUGAAACAAAAAGGGGAAACUUUAUCUCAAUGUCUCCCCUUUAUUUCAACGUUAUUUUGCUGGUCCUUUCUCCAGAGAAAUGCCAUUGACCUUAGGUGACUUAAGGCUCAGGGAGUGCAGCUACCGGCACUCUUGAAAUGGUUUUAGAAGAAUUGCCUUGUCAGCUCAGACUAAUUUCCAAAUGCCUAUGGUGGCCCUCCAUGGGCACCUCCCGGACAAAGCUGAUGUAAUAAGCUACAGCUAUGCUCUCUUGUGUGACUUCCUUACCCCACAGUCAGAGGCACAGAGAACCUGUCAUCUUUGGAUAGCUCCUCAAAGUGCAAUUUGUACCUACACCUAUGGGCUGGAUCAAGGGCUGCACCCUUGAGCAGAAGGUCCAUUCCCUAAGUGCAAAUACAUCUUUGGACCCAUCCCAGUAUGUAAAGCUGCCAAUAUAGGUUCCAUGUGGUACAUCAUGGGUAGUAUUCAUGGCAGAAACAGGACGUGUGUGUCCUACUUCCACAGGGACAAGAGGACUUCAGACAGGAAUACUGCCAAACUGGGUCAAGCCAAGUUGCCCAUCAAACCUAGAGUAGCUAGGAGCUGUUCUCACCAAAAGCAACUGUACUUAUAAAAAAAUAAAAUAAAAGGGGUACAUUUAUACAAAAACAAGCAGCCCAUCCCUUUUUAUACUCAACCCCCAGGAAUUUGAGUAACCACCUAUCCAUUUUGCAUUAUCAUCCUUUUCAUCACUGAUUUGCAAUGCUUUGACCAAAUGUUUUGCUGUAUGUUUAAUUUCCAAGAAUCUAGUUUUAAAAUGUGAGGCAGAAUGUUCUUUUUAUUUUAUAAAAUUGUGUGUUGUAGAAACUGUGUUCUCUGCAACAGUUUUUGCUGUUUACCAAUUCAGCGUGGUUACAUUCAUGUCAAAGGUUCAGUUUGUUCAGAGCACUUUCUUAGAUGGGGGAAAAUUGUUACCUUGGUAGAGAAAUGCUUUUCUAUUCCUUUCAUUUUGGUUUCCCAUCUUUUAAUGUCAUUGUACAUGUCAGGACUGAUUUUUUUUUAAAAAAAAUAGUUUAUUGUUUUUUGUUCAAA
Eublepharis macularius is the source of this 3401-nucleotide messenger RNA. RefSeq names its product somatostatin receptor 1 (gene SSTR1). Gene Ontology annotation, cellular component: membrane; neuron projection. The transcript has a single exon. Lineage: Eukaryota; Metazoa; Chordata; Lepidosauria; Squamata; Eublepharidae. The coding region runs from base 1 to 1119 and encodes 372 amino acids. The record is from RefSeq and is a predicted model, not a curated record. Gene Ontology annotation, molecular function: somatostatin receptor activity; neuropeptide binding. Gene Ontology annotation, biological process: neuropeptide signaling pathway; cellular response to estradiol stimulus.